This is a messenger RNA of Chaetomium strumarium, 1404 nucleotides long. RefSeq names its product Aldehyde/histidinol dehydrogenase. The coding region runs from base 1 to 1404 and encodes 467 amino acids. The transcript has 3 exons. Gene Ontology annotation, molecular function: oxidoreductase activity, acting on the aldehyde or oxo group of donors, NAD or NADP as acceptor. The record is from RefSeq and is a predicted model, not a curated record. Lineage: Eukaryota; Fungi; Ascomycota; Sordariomycetes; Sordariales; Chaetomiaceae.
AUGUCCGUCGAAGUGAUCACGACGAUCUCGCCCACGACCGAUGAGCCGAUCCUCACUCGCAAUGGCAUCUCGCCGCAGGAACUCGAGCAGCUCCCGGAUAUCGCCACGCAGUCAUUCAAUUCGUGGCAUAAGACGACCCUGAAACAGCGGCAGGAUAUCAUCAAGGGGGCGCUUAGACUACUCGACGAGAGGAAAGAUGAGCUCGCCACGGAGCUCACCGUCCAGAUAGGCCGACCCAUCGCUUACACGGCCAAGGAAGUCUCCACUGCUUUAAAAAGAGCAGAAUACCUCCUUAAGAUCAGCGACGAGGUCCUCCAGGACACACCAGGAGAGGCAGAGAAGGGCUUCAAGAGGUUUAUUCGCAAGGUGCCUGUUGGACCAGUCCUCAUCAUCUUUGCGUGGAAUUAUCCGUAUCUGAUUCUCGUAAACGCCUUGAUACCGGCAUUGCUGUGCGGGAACUCUGUCAUUCUCAAGCCAUCUCCACAAACGCCCACCGUGGUCGAGCAGGUGGCCAAGGCCUUCACUGACGCCGGUCUGCCUCAUGGCGUCAUCCAAUACUUCCACUCCGGUUCGCCCAUGAUCAUCGAAUCGAUCGUCAGGAAUCCAAAGAUUGCUCUGAUCUGCUUCACUGGCUCGGUAGCUGGCGGUCUGGCCAUACAAGGGGCAGCAUCGACCCGCAUCGUCAAUGUCGGGUUGGAGCUGGGAGGCAAGGAUCCGGCCUACGUUCGCGGAGAUGUUGACAUCGCCUGGGCGGCCGAGGAGAUCGUCGACGGCGCCGUGUUCAACUCGGGUCAGAGCUGCUGCUCGAUAGAGCGUGUCUAUGUUGAUGAGAAGAUCCACGAUGAAUUCGUCUCGGCAGUGCAGAACGUCCUCAAGGGAUACAAGCUUGGAGACCCUCUCGACAAGAACACGCACCUGGGCCCAGUCAUCUCAAAGCGCUCGAAAGAGACGAUCCAGGCGCAUAUCAAGGAUGCACUGGACAAGGGCGCUGUCAAUGCUACCCCAGCAAACGAAACGUUUGACAGUCUCCCCGAAAGGGGGAACUUCGUUGCUCCAACGCUGCUCACAAACGUCAACCAUAGUAUGACGGUCAUGAAGGAUGAGACGUUCGGACCCGUCAUCCCGGUAAUGAAGGUGAAGAGUGAUGAGGAGGCGGUGGAAUUGAUGAACGACAGCGAGUUUGGGUUGACGGCCAGUAUUUGGACGAAAGAUACUGAGAAGGGCUAUGAGUUGUGUGAGGCCGUUGAGGCAGGCACCGUCUUCGUCAACCGCUGCGAUUUCCCAAGCCCUGACCUCGCAUGGACUGGCUGGAAGAACUCCGGAAAGGGUGUCACCCUGAGCAGAUAUGGGUUUGACCAAUUCGUCAAGCUGAAGAGCUAUCAUUUGAAGGAUUACCCUAAAUAG